AUGUCUUCCCUCAAAGUUCUCAUCUCAGGUGGAGGCAUUGGCGGCCCGGCCCUUGCGUUCUGGUUGGCAAAGCUCGGCCACGAUGUAACCAUCCUUGAGCGAUCCCCUUCCCUUCGCGUUCAGGGUCAACAAAUCGACCUUCGAGGCCAAGGAGUUACUGUUGUGCGCCGCAUGGGACUCGAAGGACUCAUCCGCGACAAGGUGGUCAACGAAGCUGGCGUCCGAUUUGUCAACGGCAAAGGGAAGACACAGGCGACCUUUGAAGCAAACAAAUCUGGUGUUGGCAAGCAGGGCUUUACAUCAGAAUUCGAAAUUAUGCGCGGCGAUUUGGUUCGGCUGCUUUUCGAUAAGACGACUGCACUUGGAGUGAAGUACAUUUUUGGUGUCAAGAUCGAGACGUUCGAACAGGAUGCAGGCUCGGUAACGGUCCACCUGUCAGACGGAACCACGGACACAUUCGACCUGCUGGUCGGAGCUGAUGGUCAGGGAUCCAAGACGAGACGGCUCAUGCUCAGCCCUGGCGAGAAGGAUCCGUUCUAUCCUCUUGGCGUGCAUAUGGCCUUUUACACCGUCCCGAAAUGGAAGACGGACGACAACUACGCCACGGUGUGCGUGUGUCCCAAGAAGCGUGUGCUCUUUUCCAGAAACGACAAUCCUGAGACGACCCAGGCAUACCUCGCCGUGUGUCCACCAGACAAGCAGACGGAGAAGCUUCUCAUCGAAACGGAAAGAAGCCGCGAUCUUGUACGGCAGAAGCAGGUGUGGUCAGAGCUCUUCAAGGAUGCUGGCUGGCAAGCCGACCGCUUUUGCGAUGCGCUCAACGAAGACGGUGUUUCUAACGACUUUUACUGUGUCGAGAUUGGACAGAUACGCAUGGGCAAGUGCUACAAGAACCGCGUGGCCCUUCUUGGAGAUGCGGGAUAUGCACCCAGCGUCUUGACGGGCCGGGGCACGACAUGUGCGUUCAUCGGUGCCUACGUGCUCGCUGGCGAGAUCUCCAAACACUGCUCGGGGUCUUCAGGGAAGGCGACGGACGGUAUUCCUGCCGCCCUCGAGUCAUACAACAAUGAGAUUUUGGAGCUCAUGAAGGAAGUUCAAGACAUUGGUUUUAAGCCGUCCUGGAUCUACCCCAACUCGUCGUGGGUUAUUUCAAUUCUGUACACGAUCUUGUGGUUGGUGUCUACUUUGAGGAUCGACAAGAUUCUCCAGCGACUCCAAUCAGAUGAUGUGCCGGGCUGGCAACUUCCUGAUUAUUCUGGGCUUGCGUACGCCGAAGAGAAGGAAGCCAAGAAGCUCGCUCAUUGA
Messenger RNA from Colletotrichum abscissum, 1305 nucleotides. Its product is annotated as oxidoreductase. Gene Ontology annotation, molecular function: FAD binding. The record is from RefSeq and is a predicted model, not a curated record. The coding region runs from base 1 to 1305 and encodes 434 amino acids. NCBI's taxonomy places the organism in Eukaryota, Fungi, Ascomycota, Sordariomycetes, Glomerellales, Glomerellaceae. The transcript has a single exon.